UUUUUCGAGUCUGUGACGGUUCGGGUAAGCGCCCGGUAAGUCAGUGAUCGUAUAAGUACUUUAUUGUUAUUUUAAAGUAAAGAUAAAUGCUCGUGGUCAAUUAGGGCAAAUCAUUUUUUAACAAGUGAAAACAUCAUGACUUCCAUCCUAAUUUUGGGCAAAGUCAAAUAAAUUUAUCUAAGAAGUCUAGUGGGAUACGAGUGAAUGUUAUUGAAUAAUCAAGUUAUUGGUGAAUUGAUUCGUCAAGCCUGGUUAUGAUAAUAUAGUAGCAGUUUAAUAUUAUUUGUUGAUCGGAAUCUGCGGUACAUACGAAGCAUAUGUUUGGUAGUUCUUAAUUAAAAUGGCUAGCGACAACACAGCAGCCUUGCUACAGAGAACAGAGUCGGUGCCUCGUCCCAAGAUGUCAGGAGGAACGACGGGUCCACUGCUGGUUGCAGUGUUUGCAGCUGUACUGGGCAUGCUUCAGUUCGGCUUCAACACCGGAGUCAUCAACGCGCCGAGGUCGUUCAUAGAGAACUUCAUCAAGGAGAACUAUGAGGUCAACUCGGAAACCAUGUUUGGGGUUAUUGUUAGUAUUUUCGCCAUCGGUGGAAUGAUUGGCUGUCCUCUGGCCAGUUGGGUGGCUGAUACCCGGGGGCGUAAAUUCGCGUUAAUGGUGAAUGCCGCAUUUGGAGUCGUUGGCGCUGUUCUGAUGGGCUUCAGUAAGAUGUCUACAUCACUAGCAAUGCUGAUCAUUGGCAGAUUUCUGAUUGGUAUCAAUUGUGGAUUUGCUACGACCGCUUCGCCGACUUACGUGUCAGAGAUCGCGCCAAUUAGAUUGCGAGGUGCCUUUGGUACUGUUAACCAAUUGGCUGUGGCGCUCGGUUUGACCUUAGGACAGGUUUUGGGUAUUGAUGUGAUUUUGGGGAGCGAUGAAGGUUGGCCCUGGCUCCUGGGACUCGCGAUCGUCCCAUCAACGAUACAAUUCUUCAUGCUGAUCCUGGCUCCGGAGUCGCCUCGCUAUCUUCUUCUCGUUCAAAGAGAUGAAGAACAAACCAGAAAAGUGUUGUCCAAUCUCCGUGGGACUUCCGACAUAAAUGAUGAAAUCAAGGACAUGCACGACGAAGACCACGCCGAGAAACAGGAACAGAAAUUCUCGAUCGCUGAUCUGAUACGCAUCAAGUUCUUACGUACACCUAUGAUCAUUGGUAUAGUGAUGCAUCUCUCUCAGCAGCUGGGAGGCAUAAAUGCGGUGUUGUACUAUUCGUCGUCUAUCUUUAUCAAAACGGGAUUGAGCGACGGGGAUGCAAGAUUGGCGUCGAUAGGUGUUGGGAGUAUGUUGUUCAUAAUGGCCUUAGUGUCUAUACCUUUGAUGGACCGCCUCGGCAGACGGACGCUCCAGCUGGUGGGUCUGGGUGGCAUGACAGUUUUCUCUGUGCUGAUGACGAUAGCUUUCUUUACGUACGAGAACAAUACAACGAUGAGUAUAUUUGCGGUUAUAUUUACGUUGUUGUACGUCGGGUUCUUCGGCGUCGGACCGAGCUCUAUACCUUGGAUGAUCCUGUCCGAGCUGUUCAGCCAGGGCGCUAGGAGUGCCGCUGUUAGUGUUGGCGCCCUCGUCAACUGGUUAGCGAACUUCAUAGUCGGCCUGACCUUUAUACCUCUAUCAGAUGCUUUAGGCAACUUCGUUUUCUUGCCGUUCACUGUAUUAUUGAUAUUCUUCUUUGCGUUCACGUAUUUCAAGUUACCGGAGACCAAAAACAGGACGAUCGAAGAGGUGACAGCUAUAUUUAAGAAGUAACAAAAAUUCGAUAGACUUAAGACACAUUCCCGUAUAAUAAGUACCUAAAAGUAUUGCAAUAAGGUGUAACAAAUAUAGUGAUGGAUGCCGUAAUGUUUUCGUUUUGAAGAUUUUUCACGACACUAAUAUUUAUUCUUCGGGUACGCCUGUCUCCGUAACUUUAUAUUAGGAAGACUGAAAAUCAAUGUACGUUAAUAUAUUUAUACAUAAUUCUAUAAACGAUGUACUUAUCUUUAAAUCAAAUAUAUAUGUAUAUAUAUAUAUUUAACUGUUAGUUAUUUUUUAAAUCAUCUUCAUUGUUUCGUAUGAUCUGUUGUAAAGCAGUGCCUUAGCUUUGUUCGUCUCCCAAUACCGAUGUUGAUAUUAAGUUUUUUCAUAUAUAUAAAGUUAUUUUUUCCGAUCAUUAUCACCGUCCUAGUAUUUUAGUGCCAACACUAUGAUAGUUGAACUAUAUACGAUAGUUUAGCGAUUUGCACAACUAGUACCGAUUAUUAAGGGACACGUGUUAAUUUUUGUGAAAGUUCUAAAAAGGUUAUAAAUACGUGAUUUUGAUGUGAUUUUUUUUUCUUGUCAAUGUAAUUCAAGUUAAUUUCUAACUGGACACCAGUUCGUGUACGUCGUUGCUCAAAUACUUUUAAAUUUUUCACUUUAAAUCUUAUUCUUUACUAUCGAUUCAAAAAAAAUUAUGAAAUAAUAAAUAUUAUAAUCGAAUUAAUUGUUUUUAUUGUAUAUUUUUAUUCACAAUGUAUUUUAUUUCUUAUUCCGUUACCGUUUGUCUUUAUUAAACAUAUAUAAUUCUGUAAGAACGUAAAGUCUAUUUAAGUUAUCGUGUUACAGUUAUAUUUUGCACUAUAUUAUAAGGAAUGUAAAUAAAAUAAUGUAAUACAAGUUAAAUAUAAAAACGAAUUUAAUUAUCUGUUGAUAUUAAACUACUGUAUAGUAUUA
Messenger RNA from Danaus plexippus (monarch butterfly), 2725 nucleotides. Its product is annotated as glucose transporter type 1-like. Gene Ontology annotation, cellular component: membrane. The record is from RefSeq and is a predicted model, not a curated record. Gene Ontology annotation, biological process: monosaccharide transmembrane transport. Lineage: Eukaryota; Metazoa; Arthropoda; Insecta; Lepidoptera; Nymphalidae. The transcript is spliced from 3 exons. Bases 341 to 1780 code for a protein of 479 amino acids. Gene Ontology annotation, molecular function: hexose transmembrane transporter activity.